Molecule: messenger RNA, 1101 nt
Organism: Brassica oleracea var. oleracea
Lineage: Eukaryota; Viridiplantae; Streptophyta; Magnoliopsida; Brassicales; Brassicaceae
Exons: 4
Coding region: 43-885 (280 amino acids)
Source: RefSeq, a predicted model, not a curated record
GAUAAAGAUUCAUUUUUUAAUUGAAAAAGAAGACAGAACUCCAUGUUUACUGUUACUUGCAACAUACUCCCAAAGAUCACACGACCACCAAUCAUCAGAGCAACAAUGGAGUUGUCUGCUAACUCGAAUACCACCGAUGGCUGCCAAAACAUCUUGAUGAUGCGUCACGGUGAUCGCAUUGACCAAGUCAACCCACUCUGGCUCGAAACAGCUUCGAGACCAUGGGACCCUCCGCUCGUUCACGACGGUAUGGUUCGUGCGUUUCGAACUGGUCAACGUAUUCGAUCUCAGAUACGGUUUCCUAUCCACAGGGUCUUCGUCUCUCCCUUCAUCCGCUGCGUCCAGACUGCUUCAGAAGUAGUCAACGCUCUCUCAGCCGUUGAUUUGGACCCUAACGCUACAACGUCUAAAGACGUCCUCUCCAUCGACAAAUCCAAGCUCAAGGUUUCUAUUGAGUUUGGGUUGAGCGAGAUGCUGAACACAAUAUCUAUCAAGCCUGAGAUUGUCCCCAAAGAUAGAAAAUUCGAGUUCUUGAUUUCAGAUCUUGAAUCUUUGUUUCCUGAGGGAAUGGUGGAUCAUAAUGCGGUUCCUGCUUAUAAAGAGAUGCCACUAUGGGGAGAGACUGUACAAGGAUGUACAGAUCGAUUUCUUAGUGUGGUGAACACUCUUGCUGAUCAGUAUCCUUCAGAGAACUUGCUCUUAGUCACUCACGGCGAAGGAGUAAGGACUACAUUUGCAACAUAUAAAGAAGUAGAUGUGUACGACAUUGAGUAUUGUGCCUGUGCUGAACUGAGAAGACAGGUCUCGGGUCAAGACGGGUCUACUAAAGCUGGACACUUUGAGGUCAUUACAGGUCUUGGUCAAUCGGGAAUCAAGUAUCAUUAACUAAAACAACAGAGCAAUGAUCAUGUCCUUAGACAAACACCGGUUUAGUAAAAUGUAUUCGGAAGAUCAUCAUGUCUUUGGAAACCUAACCGGAUACUGGAUAUCUAGAAUUUUUCGGUUAACCUGCUUUGGACUUCAUUACAAAAGGAAAUAUAUAAAAAGAACUCUUUUGAAGUCCGUCCAAGAAAAUUAAUAAAAGAUAUAUUAACUGCCUUC